AUGCCAAACGCAGAGACAAAAUGGGUGAAAUUCGGAGAAAUCAAAACGAUUGCCUUUCUGGGGAAGGAUACGGUAGCGAUAGCCUCGGGUCUCCACGUAAUAUUCAUAAAUUUGAAUACAAAAGAAGAAAGAGUGGAGAAAUUUGACAGUAAGGAGCGGGGAGAGGGUGCUCGGUGUCUGGCGGGACAUCCGGUCGUUCCGAUGUUCGCCAUCUCCGAGAGACGAGCGAAUCCGAAGGUUCGGGUCUACACGUAUCCAUCCAUCAAUAAAGUAUCCGACUGUGUUUACAGAGAAAAAAAUUGGACUGGAUAUAUCUCAAGUGCCUUUGCAGGAACUGAUUAUCUGCUUACUCUCACUUCAUCCCCGAGUUUCAAGAUGAUCGUGUGGCUGUGGAGAACAGGAGAAUGCGUAGCGACAGUUAAAACUGGAAUUACUGACGAAUACCAGACUCUGUAUUCUUCUCCAACGUCUCCAACGCUGAUAGCGCAGCUGGGGGUUCCCUCUGGUCUCAUGAACGUCUAUGAACUGAACAUCUGCUCGAAGAUCGUUUCCCUGGUGCUGUCCUCCCAGGACUCUAAACCCGAGAGGAUCACAUCAGCCUCCUGGACGUACGACGGGAGCCUUUUGCUGUCGGAUGACGUCGGUAACGUCUACCUCACUCCAACUGACGGAAAACGUCGUCACCAGGUCCUCCAGCGACUCGAGACAGCCCCUCAACCCCCAGGACCUCUUCUGGUUGCCUUCCGGGGUGGAGUAUCCGUCGCAAACACCUCUCCAAACCUCUUCGAUGAUUAUCAGAGGUUCGUUCUGGCAGACGCGCAAUUGUCCUCCCAUCGCCUGCGAGAUGUAAAAAUAAAUACUGAUAGUAGAUACGUCAUUACUUUCGGUUACGACGGACUCGUUGCAAUAAGAAAUAGAGCCAGUCUGAGUGAGCUCCUCUGUCUUUUCACGACUCAUCAUCGUCAAGAGGGUGGCAUCAAGUUGGCAGUUGUCAGCCUUUCGACCAGCAUGCUGAUUACCCUGGGAAAGAAUGGGAAUUUGGUUGCAUCGAAAAUCAGUCAAUUGGAGUCUGUGGAGAUUGGAGAUCAUGUCCCGAAUGUUGAGGUGGUGCUCUCGAGCUCCACUCGAACUGAAUGGGACGAAGAUCUGACGUGGAUGGAGGUGAAGGAAGCAAAGAAACUCGAUAGGGAGCGAGAUGAGUUUGCGAUUGAAAGAGCAUCGAUAUUAUCUGAUUUUGGAAACCUGAGAGAUAAGUUGAAGGCACUCAUAGACGACAACGAAAAAGCAUCAGAGGUGGCUAAAUUACCCCUCGAGACGUUCGACCUGGAUAAAGAAGGCAGAGCAAGACUCAUAGAGAGAAACCAUGAGGGGCAGGGGAACUUAGUGAGGACACUCGAGGAAAAAGCAUCACGUGAGGCUGAGAUCAAGGCUCUGAAUUUACUGAAGGGCAAUGACGAUGACGAGGAGGAGAAAUUCGUACUGUCUGGAACAACCACCCACCGCUGGAUACGUGAGGAUCCCUCACGCGUUGUAAAUCAAAUUUUACGAGACGGUAGUUACUGCGAGGGUGUGAAGAGAAAUAUCCUGGGGAAAAUACGAGAGGAAAAAUUAAAGAUAUAUUUCAAUAAGUUGUUUGAGACGAUGCGCUCCCGUAAGUCAACUGAAAUAGAAUUAGCGAAGAACCGGAUCGCCAGGAUCCAGUACUGUACCUCAGAGCUGAAACAAAUGUUCCAAGUGGAUUGUACCAUAGAUCACAGUUGGUUAAAACUCGAGUGGCAAGAAUCGGAGAGACCGGAGAGUGUGGUCGAGGUCGAGGAUGAGGAAGUUUACAGAGUGAUAAAUGAUUCAGGGGCUGAGGCGAACGUGAAACGUUUGGAUAAUUCAGUGACGCGUGAAUCGAGCGUCUUCACAGAUAGUUUCCGGAGAAGGGAGUUGAAGAAGAUGAUGGACGGGGUCCUUGAAGUCAAGUGGGAGGACGAGAUCAAGAAGGACAUUGCAAGGCCAGAUUGCCUGACAAGAGACCCUUCGACUUAUUCCGAAGAUGAUUUGAGGAUUAUCGAGAAUUAUGAGAGUGCUCUGAAGGAUCUGGGGAGGGAGAGGGAAAAAUAUCGAAGAUAUUUAGAGCGAGAAGUUCAAGUAUUGGAAGAGUCUCUCAAAUCGAGCAUAGUGAAUUUCAAUGAAGAGAUGAAACAACUCCAUCUGAAACGUCUGAAAAUAGAGUCAGCAGUUCUCCAGGAGACCCUGAUGCGUCUCCGUGAGUGCCAAAGGCAUCAACUACGUCUCAAGGGGAUGGAAGCCGUAGCCAGUCUGGAAAUUAACGAACUAGCUCCGGCUGUGGACCACACAAAAAAUCUAACAGAGAAUUUCUCUGCUUUGGAAUCCGCUGUAAAUGAAACACGUGUCAGAUACGACAAUUUAUCGAAACGAGAGAAAUUACUCGAGGGAAAAUUCCGAGGUGAAUUCACGGAUUUAAAGCAACCGAUGGUGGAGCAUCUGCUGCGUCAGUACAAAAAACGCCCGAGGCUGGGACAAAUGACAUGCACGUCAGUCACGUACCUCGGAGAAAUGGGAAAAUGUAUUUUGAGUGGUGAAAAGUCGGAGAUAUUGCCGAGAGAGUGCUUGGAUUUUUUAAAGGGGAUGGAUAUGCUGGACGUGAUGCCCAGUGGACUUCCCAGUCAAAUCGACGGAAGCCACUGGAUGAUACUGUGCAAAUUACGAAGGUUCAAAGUGGAAAUUGAAAUUCGAUUGAAGAGCUGUGCAGUGGAGUUGGCCGAGGCGGAGCAGACCCUUUCCUCUCACCAGAAGACCAUCCAGAACUCUCAGAGUCGAGUCCAGCAGUUGAGGGAGACAAUAACAGAGCGCAAACGACUGAAUGCCGAGGCGAUGAGGGACAUGGAGGUUCAACUAGUCUUGACAAUGGGACAAAUAGAGACUCAGCUGAGCGGCGAUCCUCGAGAUCUGGAUAAUGCUGUGCUGGUGCCAUUCGACGUGGUGCUUGGAGUUAAUGAUGCCAUUGUCGCAGCUGGACGUAAAAAACUUGGGGCCAUGAAACGAACGAUGGAAUUUCGACGAACCAUUGAGUGGCAAGAGUGGCGUCAUGCUUGUAUGAGGAUGACUUUGGAGGAUUUGAAGGAGGAUUUGAAAACUUUACAGGGUGUUAAGGUCACAAGAGAGAUACAGAUGUACCUGAUGCGUCACGAUAGCAUGGGGGGAAUCGACAAGGACGGACACAUCUCCGAGAAGAUACUCUCAUCGACUCAGGAGAGACUCUCAAGAAUUUUGACCGCCGAAAAGUCCAGACUAUUCGAUAUUAUAAAAACGGUUAAUCUAUGGCAGAAGAGAAACGAUCGGCUUGAGGAUAAAAUCGAGAAAGCUAAGGCUGAGAAUUGUAAAAUGUCAGUGUUGGCUAAUGACGAGGCGAGGCUAAGGCAGGAGCGUUUUGUCCGGGCCAAGGUGAAGGCGAUCAUGAAAAGGAAUAGAUUGGUGAAGAGGAUACAGGAUAAUUAUGCAGAGCUUAUGUCCCUGCGGACCCACCUCGAGCUUCUCAGACUCAAGACAUAUCCAACUUUGAGACUCAAGGACGCCACACGCUUCAAGAAAAAUUCAUUCCAUUAAUAUAAUAUAAAUAAAUUAAUACAUAAAUUCAUUGAAUCAAUCCCCUCCCCUCAGAGAAAUUUUAUUGAAUUUCUCAUGCAGUUCUAUUAGAAUUCCUUCACAACAUUCUAGCAUUUCUAUAAGGAAUUAUGUAAUUUUAA
Molecule: messenger RNA, 3755 nt
Organism: Fopius arisanus
Lineage: Eukaryota; Metazoa; Arthropoda; Insecta; Hymenoptera; Braconidae
Product: cilia- and flagella-associated protein 43
Exons: 14
Coding region: 1-3615 (1204 amino acids)
Biological process (GO): cilium assembly
Cellular component (GO): axoneme
Molecular function (GO): protein binding
Source: RefSeq, a predicted model, not a curated record